AAUACUUUACACAGCGAUAUGGAAAUGGCGCUUGCGUUUAAGUCCUAGUGGUUAGGGCAGACAGCCGCUAAGUCUCAAAACUCAAGGUCCACCGUUAGAAAUUGUAGUUUGGUCUUGUCAGAGUCGUCUUCUAAGUCUAUACAAUUUAGCAAACGUGCAUGUGAGAAGGGCGGAUUAUGACAGAAGAAAAGUCGCAUCGGAGGACACAUUUGAGUCAACAGUAUUUUGAAACCGUCAACAUCAGACAGUAAGCAUGCGUGACCUGGCUGCCCAGGUCACCAGCAGCCUGUUGCGCUUCCCGGAGGUGACUGUAGAAGCUCUGGGUGAAGAUGAAGUCACGCUGGACUCUGUGCUGCAUGGCAGGUUCACCGUCGGGCGGAGUGGGUUGGCCUGGCUGGCGUGUGGCCCCCAGCUGGAGGUGGUGCACUCGGUGACGGCCGAGCGCUUCUCGGCCUACUGCUUCAGCAGCCUCAGCGAACACCCGCCCAACGUGCUGGCGGCGCACGACUUCUGCUGGCUGAAGCGCACGGGUCUGCUGGUGGGCCUGGAGGAGGCCGAGGGCAGCAUGCUCUGUCUCUACGACCUGGGCAUCUCCCGCGUCGUCAAGGCCGUCGUCAUCCCUGGCAGGAUCACAGCCAUCGAGCCCAUUGUGAGUUAUGGAGGGGCCAGUGCAAACACCCAGCACCUUCACCAGAGCCUGCGCUGGUUUUUCGGCGUGGCCGCCGUUGUCACGGACAUCGGGCACGUCCUCCUGGUGGACCUCUGUCUAGAUGACCUGUCCUGCAGCCAGAGUGAACUGGAACCUUCUGACCUGGAGGUGGUGAACAAGUCGCCGUCGGAGAUCCCGCGUCUGAGGGAGGGGGUGACUCAGCAGGGCCGCCACCUGUGCCUGCAGCUCAACAGCCCCACGGGCACCGGCGCCUCCGCCCUGCAGUACAUCCCCCGCACCAACCAGCUCGCCGUCGGCUUCUCCGACGGGUACCUGCAGCUCUGGAACAUGAAGACCCUCAAGAAAGAGUAUCACUCUCAGCUGGAAGGAGGCAGGGUUCCUGUCUACGCCUUCACGUUCCAGGAGCCAGAGAACGACCCCCGCAACUGUUGCUACCUGUGGGCAGUGCAGUCGGCUCAGGACCUUGAGGGGGAUGUGGUGAGCCUCCACCUGCUGCAGCUGGCCUACGGAGAGCGAAAGUGUCUCGCCUCCGGCAAGAUUCUCUACGAGGGUUUAGAGUACUGCGAGGGACGCUACAGCCAGGACCUGAACGGCACAGCCUUCCCUCUCAGGGCUCAGGCCACCAACACGCGCCUGCUCAGCUGCCAGACCAUCGAGAAGUUCCGCCACCACCCUGACCGCGACGACAGCAUGAACGAAGUGGCUUCACCAGACACCAGCGUGUCCAUCUUCAGCUGGCAGGUCAAGUCUUACGGGCAGGCCAAGCCAUCCACGUACAUCAGUGUGUUCGACAUCAACAGAUGGUACCACGCACAGAUGCCCGAUUCUCUGAGGGCAGGGGAGUCUCUACGUAACUGCCCGUACUUCGCCGUGUGGUCCCUGGACGCGGUGGUGGAGAUGGCCGCGACCAGCCCCCUGCUGGACGUGCUGGUGCACGAGCGCAGCCUGAGCAGGGGCCUGCCCUACACCUGCCCUCCCCCCGAACAGUUCUUCAACCCCACCACAUACAACUUCGAUGCAAGCUGCUUGCUGAACUCUGGGAUUGUGCACUUAACUUGCUCUGGUCAUCAGAAGGAGACCCUGAGCUACCUGAAGAAGGUGGCUCCCACGCUGAGCGAGGGCAUCUCCAGCGGAUACACCCGCUGUCUGGUGUCCGGCUUGCUGUCCCCGCGCCUGGCCGACGUCCAGGCCUCCAACCUGUCUCAGGACGAACAGCUAGACGCCAUCUUAUCCACAGCGGUGGAGACGAGCUCCCUCGGACUGAUCACUGGAUGUAUAAAACAGUGGACUGCUGAAGAGCAACCAGGAUCAGCAGCAAACCUGCGGUACAUUCUGGAAUGGGCCUGGGAUAAAGUGGUCCACACCAAACAGGAGCUGGAUGGCAUCUGUGAGCCCCUGUUUGACAGCUCGUCAAACUUCACGGAGCCCCAGACCCUGCAGCUGCUGCAGCACAGCCAGCGGUUGCUGGGCAACCUCCGCACCAUCUUCCACUCCCUGCUCAGCCAGGCCCAGGAGAUCACACCGAAAGGUCUUGUGGGCCUCAUCAACAAAAACCUGGUGUCCAGUCUGAUUGCACAGUAUUCACAAGUGGUCCUAUGGUUCUGCCGGACUGGCCUACUCCCUGAGGGUUCAGAUGAUGAAGACGCUCUGCAGAUUUCAAGGCCCUUCUACAGCUACUCAAUCAUCAAGACCUACUACACCGGCAGACGAGAGGAGCUGCAACGCCUCACCAAGGACAAAUGGAAUGCUGACUGCCUCAUGAUUGAUGCACUGGUGGGCCAAUGCGGCGAGCGACUGGCUGACCUGUGGAAAAGGGACGAGGGGGGAGCAGGGCAGUACCCACCUCUUUCACUGCAUGCCUUGCUGGACAUCUACCUCCUGGAGAACAUUGAUGAAUCUGCCAAACACGCCAUUGUUAUUUAUUUACUGCUGGAUGUCAUGUACUCUUUAUAUAAUAAUAAGAGCGGUUCGUCAGUAGAGUCCUUCCCAACAGCGUUCGCCAUUCCCAUUGGCCUGGUCAAGCUGGUGCAAGGCCUGUGGCUACUGGACCAUCGGGACCAUGAGAACUCCCUGGAGCUGCUGCUGCACCCGGCCACCAGUCACUCUCUGUGGGCGUGGCAGCAUGGCCGCGUGCUGGAGGCGCUCAUGUGCCAGGGCCAGCACGCCAUCGCCCUGCGCUACCUGCACGUCAUGAAGCCCUCGCUCGGCACCACCAAAGAGGCCAAGCUCUGCCUCUCCGUCCUCCUGCACAACAGAUGCAUGGUGGAGGCGUGGGCUCUGCUGAGGCAGCACUCUAACAAGCUCAACAUGGAGGAGCUGCUGCGCUUUCUGUAUGAGACCAGUCAGGAGUUGGACCUCAUGAAGGAGCUGCUCAAGCUGCCUCUGGGCCUCACCGAACAGGAAUGUCUGGAGCGUUUUCUUCAGGGCACAGGAGGGCUCCAGAACCGGGAGCUGCUGAUGGUGCAUUACCUGCAGCAAGCCAAUUACGUGCCCGCUCUUCAGCUCAACCAUACACUAAAGAUGAACACGCUGAACGACCGUGACCCUAAAAUGAAGGAACGCUCCAACACCAGGAACUCCAUCCUGGACCAGUAUGGGAAAGUCCUGCCCAGAGCGCAGAGAAGACUGGCCACAGAGAGGGCCAAGCCCUACAGCAACCCUUCCACCAUGCUCAGAAAGGUGUCCAGACCACAGCCGUUGUCCACUGUGGCUAAGCGUUCGGCCGCUGAAAGUGUGCUGACGAGAGCAACCUUCAUCAGCAGUGUCCUCUCCAAGAUCGAGGAGGUGUGGGUGGGAAAGGACAGCACCCCGGAGUCCUCUCCUCUCAAGAGUCCCAGAGUGCCCGAAGUGCUUGUGCCAAGCCCCCAGCGUCCCCCAACCGAUCUACCUGAAGCCUUUGUGGGCACGCCAAUCACCGUGACGAAAAAGAGAAUGUCCAGGAUGUUUGAUUUGAUGGUGCACCCCUCCUGCCUGAACACCCCUGAGCCCCCCAACCAGCUUCAGACCCCCCCUCGGACCUCGAGCAUGUGGACUGCCCCAAAAAGCAUCCCGCGAGCCCCUGAGCUGGACCUGCUGCAAACCCCACAAGUUGUCAAGAGAGCUCGUGCUUUGGCUGCAUCAGUCCCCGUCUUCUCCAGCUUCACCCCCCAGUCCAUUCUGCGGAGCAGCCUUCGGCCCACCCCAGUGGCCACCCCCUCUGCCUCCCCCGGCCGCUCCGUCACACCGCCCCCGCGCCCCAAAGAGAGCCGCAUCACCUUCGUGGAGGAGGAGGAGGCCGCCAGCCCGGAGUUACCCAAGAACCCAGCGCCCUGGAGCAACGGGAUUGUGGGUGACAGUGAGGUUAGCCUGUCUCAGAGAUCUAGUGUCCACUCGUACGAAGAGGAGGAGGAGGAAGAGGAGGGCAAGCCGAGGGUGACCUGCUUCCCUCCGGCAGAGAAGCUUGCGGCUGCGGCGAGUGAGCGCGCGGGUCGGGACUGGUCGAAGAGCGGUUCCUCAUCUGUUCGAGAAGUCUCCGCCAGCAUGCCCGUGCUGGCUAGACGGCCGAGCCUCGGACACGACACCAGCGUAGCAUCGGUGGACCAGUCGCUUGAGUCCACUCUGGAGUUCCACGACGCCCCGAUGCCGGAGGACCUGCUGCUGGACCAGCCCGAACCCACAAUGGUGUGGGAGGAGCAGGUGGACGAUGAGGUGAUCGUAGUCAGGCGGUCGGCCGGAAAAGCAUCAAAGGCAGAACCGUCGCUGGAUGAUACCGUUCCAGAGGAGCCCCCUGUGGCUGCUCACGAGGAGAACACUCCGCUCACCGUGGAGGAGAAGAUUGAGGAGCAGAAGAAGGAGGUGAUGGACCAGGAGGAAGUUGAGGAAUGUAAGCCAGAACCUGAGCCCGAAAUCCAAGUAGCAUCAGAAUCGAGCGGAGAGAUGGAGGUCUCCGUGGCUCCACCUGAAGCCCUUCCUGCUGUGGAGGAAGGCGAGUGCGAUCCGGAGGUUGUGCAGGCGCCGCAGGAGGAGGAAGCUGAGGAUGCGGCUGAGGCUCUCACAGACUCGGAGCUGCUGAACGCAACGGUGGAGGUGAAAGCCGCUGAAGCAGAGGAACUUGUCUGUGUGUCUGAGAACGCUGCCGAUGUUCUUCCCGAGUUCGAUCACGUACCGGAACAAGAACCAGAACCCACCACAACCAUGGCCAACCAUGCUGGGAAUCCAGAGGAAUCAAAGCCAGAUGUUGACGUGGAGGAGAACAUCCCCAGGAAGCAGGACGUCACAGAUCUGGAUAUUGAUGCUUAUGUGGAGCAUCAUUUAUUUGACAAUAUGUCCCCUCCUCGCUCACCAACACGGAACUGGACGACCAUUAACAGAGGAACAAGCCCUGUGUCCACUGCAGUGUCCACUGAUGUGCCAAUGCUGGCCACUCAGAAGUCUGUGGCCUCCUCAGAGCCCACAACCUCUGGCUCUCCCUCUGUGGUGAGUGUGAAUGACAGUGAGGAUCUCUCCAGUGCCGCCUCAGAGGACGAGUCGGACUCUGAAGACGAAGAGGAGGAGGACGAGGAGGAAGAGGACUCGGGCAGUGAGGUGGAGAUCAUAGAGGAGGUGGAGGGGAACGGGCGGGCACUCCGCCAACCUCCCGCUCACCUGUACCUGGAAGAGCUGCCGCCCCAUGCUCAUUACCUGCAGGAGCAGACCUCCGCCGUGCUCUCGCUAGUCUCACCUGAGGCUCAGCAGGUGGAGGGCAUCAUGCUGGAGGAGGAUGAGGAUGAGGAGGUGGUGAUGCUUGGCCUGGGCCCCAGGUGCCUGGAUGAAGAUGACGCUGAGGUGAGCUACACCGAGCUCAAGCCCCCUGCCACAAUCCUGGUCCCACUGGAGCUCGCCGAGGAUGUGUUGGUGGACUCCGACCCCCAUCAGCCCCAGCACCUGCUGGACGAAGGGGCCCUGGCCGCAGUCAUGCCGGUCGAGUCCACAGUGACCCCUGCUGGUGGCUUCUCACUAAUGCUGGAGGCCGAGGAGGAAGAGGAGGAGGAGGAGGUGAGGGAGCGUCAGGCUGUGGAGCAGGUGGACGCGGGUGGAGAGAUGGAUCAGCUGAUGGAACUACCUGAGGUUGAGGAGGAUCAGCUGGUGAUGGGCAUUGAUACCAGAACCCAAGAGCUGGCGGAUCAAGAGCAGGUGGACACACCUGGCCCACAGGUGCACGCACAGGAGGAGAGGGACACACAGGUGGGCACCGCUGAGGAGCCGGAGGACGGAGACGCUCGGGACACUGUGCCAGUAUCUGUGGAUGCAGAGAUGCCCACGGAGGGGGAGGUGGCGUUUGACGCCCCUGCCCUCCCUGGCUCUGCCGGAGAGAGCGAGGCCAGGCAGGUGAGCGACACACCUGAAGCGGAGGUGGGACAGGUGGAGCGGCAGGUGCAGGACACACCUGAGCCGUUGGAAGCGGCAGGAGCCACACUGGAGGAAGAGGAGGAGCGCAUGGCCAGUGUGGAGGACUUGGCGGAGGUGCCAGGCACUGAGGAGGAGAGUCCCACUGAGAUGGAGACCCAAACUGAGGAACCAAACGAAAACCUUCCACAGGAACCCAAUCAGGCUGAGGAGGAACCCAAGGAACAUGCACCUGAGGCUGAGGAAGAACCCAAGGAACCUGCACCUGAGGCUGAGGAGGAACCCAUGGAACCUGCACCUGAGGCUGAGGAAGAACCCAAGGAACCUGCACCUGAGGCUGAGGAAGAACCCAUGGAACCUGCACCUGAGGCUGAGGAAGAACCCAAGGAACCUGCACCUGAGGCUGAGGAGGCUUCACUGCCGCAGUCGUCUGCUGAUGCUGAUGAUCCAGAAGGAGAGGAGAUCUCGAGCUCUGCUGCUGAUGCUGAGGUCGCAGAGGUCAAGGAGAAGAGCACUUCAGGUGCAAGGGCUGAGAACGGGAGGUCUACCAGGCAGAGUGAGCAGGCAGCUGCUGCUGCGGCUACUGAGAUCGCAGACACUACCUAUGACAUUCCUCCGGUCAGCACAAGGAAAGGCAGCAGUCAUAGGAAAAAUGUGACUUUCCUCUCACCCGUCAUUCAAGUGGAGAAGGACCUCUCGGCCAGUGAGGGGGCAGAAGAGCAGAGUGACCCUCCGGUGCCCUCCACGCCGCGACGCUCCACCAGGAGUGGCAAGCAGCUGCCAGAUGUUCAGGUUCCCGUCACGCCCAGGAGGAGAACGAGACGGACCGAACCGGAGCAGCAGAAGAAGGAGGAGGAGGAAGAGGAGGAGGAGGCUCCAUCAGCUAGCACAACAGUCAACUCCAAACCCAGGACCUCAAAGAGACAGACACCACAGAAAGCCACUCCAAGGAAGGGCGGUCGGAGAACCAGGAGCUUGGUAGACACCGAGGAGGCCGUCGACGAGCAGCCUGCCGUCGAGUUGCCGGAGACGGGUCGACGGAGCACCAGAAAGACGCGGAACACGUCCAUCCUGGAGGCUCCUGAAGCUCCAGCUGUGGCUCCUGAGGCUAAGCUGAUUGAGGAGCCCCCCAGGUCGGCCUCCAGUAGCCCCGGCAGGGUGACCCGAGCGUCAGCCCGGGGGGUCAGCCUCACCCUGGACAGCUUCCAGAAGCCGCCGCCGCCAGCCGAGACCGCUGUCGUCGUCACACCGCCCAGAAGCAGAAGGAAGACGAGGGCCGGCACGGCCGAGAAGGCCAAAGCCACUACGGACUCUCCCGACGACACCGCGCCUCCCAGCGGCACAGCCGUGCGCCGGCUGACCCGGGGUCGCCACUGGAAGGACAUGGAGGGCGAGGAGGGCGAGGAGAAGAAGGACGAGCUGGGCAUCAUGGACACCACUGUGGAGCUGGUGCCCGGGACGCCACUAGGGGACGCUCUGAUGGAGAGGCUCCAGGGAGAGGCCAGAGGGGAGGGGGCGGGGGUUGGGGUCGCCGUGACUGAGAUCAUCCGCGCCAAGCGCAGGACCACGCGGGCAGCCGCGCCGCUCACCCCCGUGCUGGAGCCCGAGGAUGGCGUGAGCAGCCAAGCGGACAUGGACGCAGACGCUAGUGCUGUGGCUGAGCCGCCGGAAUCAGCGGCAAGUCCGAGUCCGAGUCGGAGACGCGCGCGGGCUAGUAAGGCCCCCGCGCCUGAGGUGCCCACGCAGACGGACACUUUCACCUUCACACCGAUGAGGAGGACUAGAGGUGAGCAGUCAGCUGGGAAUCAUCAUACACAUUAUAGAGAUCGUGUUGGAGUUGCUUUUGAAUCAGGACCCCGUGGAGGACCUGGCACCCCUGCCUGGCACCCUUUCGACGAAGUCCCAGACAUCUCCGAGCCCCAGUCCAGCAGCCAGGAUAACAACAAAGCGGAUGAUGUGGCGACGGAAACCAGAACUAGUCAGCCGAAAAAGACCCGAACCACCGGGCUGAAGGCUUCUGUGGAGCCCCCGGCGCCAGUGACUGCGUCGCUGCUGUCGCCCCUGGUGACGCCGGAGGAGCUGACGACGGGGCGGACGCAGCGCAGGGUGGCGGAGCGCACCAGGGACGAGGAGGAGAAGCCCGCUCCCAGGAUGAACCUGCGGCGCAAGCGCGUGCUGGACGCCAUCUUCCCCAAGCCCGUCGCCAGGAGGAAGAAGCUCUGAUGCGCCACACACUGACCCAACGCCCACACAAACAAAACCCACCCAGCCAGCCAGCCAGCCAACCCCCAUAGGUCAAUUUGAGGACUUCUCGAUUGGACUUCAGUGUGACCUCCCAGGACGACGUCCUUUCUUUGCCUCUGUUGGUCUUUCCUUUUCCCUCUUCUGUUUUUAGAGAAAGACACGUUGCUGCCUGCUGUUUUAAUUUAAGAAUAACCAGUGGAAAUUUUUUUUCAAAUUAAUAAAACAGAUCUAAUUUAGGAAAUGGAAAUAUUAAUUUUAUAUAAAUUACUGUAAAGUUUACAGCAAGGAGAACUGUGGGACUUCAGCACCAAAAAACAAGAUGGCUUAGUUUUUAAAUAUGCAUUUCUACUAAUUGAUGCAAGUGUAAAUAGUCUUUUGAGUAUGUUAAAUAAAAUUGAACCCUUGUAAAUGAUUUUGCUUCUGUUUGAAGUGUUGAUGUUUUGUUUUGUUGUUCACUUUUUUUCUGCAGUGUAUACAACUUCAUAAAGUAAUUAUGUCUUAACAUGGAGUUUUCUCUGAAUGGUUUGAAAGCACUAAUUUAGUUGUGUGAUGUGGAAGGGGUUGUAUACACAGUAAAUCUAUCACAUGAUGCUUUUCACAGAAUGUAAAAGGAUCCUUAUUUUUGUAUGGGCUGCUUAAACACAAUGUGGCUAAGUUCAUUUUUAAUGCUUGCUCUGUAUGACUGUGGAAUUUCCUGUCUGGGUCAAUCUGGGCUUUUGGUAUAUAAUCAUUAAAAUAUCUUAAUGUA
Messenger RNA from Alosa alosa (allis shad), 9026 nucleotides. It is a transcript of the gene ahctf1, whose product is annotated as AT hook containing transcription factor 1. The record is from RefSeq and is a predicted model, not a curated record. Lineage: Eukaryota; Metazoa; Chordata; Actinopteri; Clupeiformes; Clupeidae. The transcript is spliced from 36 exons. Bases 254 to 8257 code for a protein of 2667 amino acids.